AUGACUAGAUCUAUGUUAUAUAUUUUGUUGAGUUGUGUUCAAACCCAGAGAAAUCUGUAAUUUCAGUCAAGGUAAGGGUCCGUUUCAUUUGAUUAGCAAUUAAUAGCAUCAUAUCCCCUUUUUGCGUACGUCAGUGUUGUUGUUGUCUGGUAGAAGCUGUCAUGAAUUGAAUUGUAUCUUGUUUUAAGCCACAUUUUUAUGAUACAUUUUUUAGACCUUGGUUUUAGAUCUUUUAAUUGGAUAAAGGAUUUCAGUCAUCAGACGUAUUAUUAGUAUUAUAUAGUAAAAUUUCAUUUUACUGUAAUAAUUACAAAAUGUUAGAGUCACCUUACAUGUUAAAAAGUGGUGUUUUCCUCACAGGCUGGUCCAUCUUCUCCACAUGUUGUCUCCAUCAGUACCACUUUGUUGCUCAACGCAUGAAGUGGACUGAAGCUCAGACCUACUGCAGAGAGACAUACACAGACCUGGUCACCAUUGAAAACACUGAAGACAUGAACCAACUCAUCAACACAGUUUCAUCUGCUGGUAAUAACAGUCAGGUCUGGAUUGGCCUGUACAGAGUCAUUGAUUGGAAGUGGUCAGAUGGGUACAGAGGGAGUGGAGCUGAAUAUAGGGACUGGGGAUCCAAUCAACCAAGUUUAGGCACUGAUAAACUCGGUGUAGUUAUUGUAAACAGUCGUCCCUCAUGGCAGAUUCAUUCUUGUACACAUGCACAUUAUUUCGUCUGUUAUAAUGGAACACAGCUGGAUCCUCAAUUUGUUGUUGUGAAUCAAGAGAUGUCUUGGUUUGAUGCUCAGCGGUACUGCAGGGAGAACUUCAUAGACCUGGCCACUGUGAGGAACAACACUGAGAACCAGCAGAUCCACAACUUGGUGCUGACGAAAGACUGGACAUGGAUCGGCCUGUACGGAGAUCCUGACUCCUUCCUUUAUAACUGGUCUGAUGGCAGUCCCUACUCACUCACCACAUGGGGUGAUAAACAUUCAGUUUCAGGAUCACUCAGAUCAAUGAUGUGUGGUGUGCAGGAAUCAAACCAAUGGACAUUUAAGUCCUGUGAAGAGAGAUUUCCAUUUGUCUGCUACAGCAUCCCUGCACCAGUAAAGAGGUGGGUAGUUAAGCUGAGGAUGAAGGUGCAGGACUCCUCUGUGGAUCUCAAUGACCCUGCUGUGAAAGCAAACAUCCUGAAAAAGUUCCAGGACAGACUGAAGGAGCAAGGAGUGAGUGGAGUCACCCUGAAGUGGAGAGAACAGCCUGAUGGGAAAGUCUUCCACAAGGAGGGAAAAGAAGAGAAGAAGAAAAAAAGAAAGAAGACUGAGCUCUGAAAUGAAAACCCAGCUUUACUUAUCUGUAAUCCAUGUUGAAUGUUGAUUCUCUAUCUGCUAACAAUACACUAUCAUCAGCUUAACCGUAACCUUGACUACAUCCUGUAUAGAAGAGUUUUAUCCUUCCUCAUCAAUAUUACUGUGUGAAGUGUUUCAAUCAAAGUCACUUUUCUUCCAAAUAAAACAUAUGAGAUGA
Thunnus maccoyii (southern bluefin tuna) is the source of this 1518-nucleotide messenger RNA. Its product is annotated as C-type mannose receptor 2-like. Bases 315 to 1322 code for a protein of 335 amino acids. The record is from RefSeq and is a predicted model, not a curated record. The transcript has 4 exons. Lineage: Eukaryota; Metazoa; Chordata; Actinopteri; Scombriformes; Scombridae.